Molecule: messenger RNA, 5102 nt
Organism: Tyto alba (common barn owl)
Lineage: Eukaryota; Metazoa; Chordata; Aves; Strigiformes; Tytonidae
Gene: EDEM1
Product: ER degradation enhancing alpha-mannosidase like protein 1
Exons: 12
Coding region: 103-1914 (603 amino acids)
Biological process (GO): carbohydrate metabolic process; endoplasmic reticulum mannose trimming; mannose trimming involved in glycoprotein ERAD pathway
Cellular component (GO): endoplasmic reticulum; membrane
Molecular function (GO): calcium ion binding; mannosyl-oligosaccharide 1,2-alpha-mannosidase activity
Source: RefSeq, a predicted model, not a curated record
UCCCUUCCGCUGUUAAAGGAGACGCGGCGCGGCGGCGGGGGUGCUUGUGGGGGUGGGGGGGGAAAGCGGGCGGCCCCUUUAAACUAUGCGCGGGGGGCGACCAUGCAAUGGCGGUCGGUGGUGCUGGGGCUGCUGCUGCUGAGGCUGGGGCUGCAGGCGCUGCUGGCGCUGCUGCCGGCGCUGGCGCCGGGCCUCUGCCUGCGCCGCCGCUUCCCUUUCCCCUUCCCGCCCUCGGCCGGCCCCUCGCACUGGGGCUCGCUGCUGCGGCGGGGCGGCGGGCCGGCGGCGGGCGAUGAGUACGAGCGGCGGUACAGCGGCGCCUUCCCGCCGCAGCUGCGGGCCCGGCUGCGCGACGCCGCCCGCGGGAUGUUCGUCUUCGGCUACGACAGCUACAUGCGGCACGCCUUCCCGCGGGACGAGCUCGACCCGCUCCACUGCCGCGGCCGCGGCCCCGACCGCCACGACCCCUCCAACCUCAACAUCAACGACGUGCUGGGGAACUACUCGCUGACGCUGAUCGACGCGCUGGACACGCUGGCGGUAAUGGGAAACUCCUCAGAAUUCCAGAAAGCAGUGAAGUUGGUGAUUGACACGGUUUCAUUUGAUAAAGACUCAACGGUUCAAGUUUUUGAGGCAACAAUCAGGGUUUUGGGAAGCCUGCUUUCUGCCCACAUAAUAAUUACAGAUACCAAACAGCCUUUUGGUGAUAUGACCAUUAAGGAUUAUGACAAUGAACUGUUGCAUAUGGCUCAUGACCUGGCAGUGAGACUACUUCCAGCCUUUGAGAACACCAAAACUGGAAUUCCAUAUCCUCGGGUCAAUCUGAAGAAGGGGGUACCCCCAGACAGCAAUAAUGAAACUUGUACUGCAGGAGCCGGUUCCUUGCUGGUGGAGUUUGGUAUCCUUAGCAGGCUGCUGGGCGAUUCCACGUUUGAAUGGGUGGCCAGGAGAGCUGUCAAAGCCCUCUGGAGUCUCAGGAACAAUAACACCGGACUGCUAGGAAAUGUUGUGAACAUUCAAACUGGCCAUUGGGUUGGAAAGCAAAGUGGCUUGGGAGCAGGGUCGGAUUCAUUCUAUGAAUACCUUCUGAAGUCUUACAUCCUCUUUGGAGAAAAGGAAGACUUGGAAAUGUUCAAUGAUGCUUAUCGGAACAUUCAGAACCACUUAAGAAGAGGUCGAGAGGCUUGCAACGAAGGUGAAGGUGACCCUCCUUUGUAUGUCAAUGUAAACAUGUUCACAGGACAGCUGAUGAACACGUGGAUUGACUCUUUGCAAGCCUUUUUUCCUGGACUACAGGUAUUGAUAGGAGAUGUGGAAGAUGCCAUUUGUCUCCAUGCUUUUUAUUAUGCCAUAUGGAAACGAUACGGAGCUCUCCCAGAAAGAUACAACUGGCAAUUGCAAGCACCGGAUGUUCCCUUUUAUCCACUGAGGCCAGAGUUAGUAGAGUCCACAUAUCUUCUUUAUCAGGCCACAAAGAACCCAUUUUACCUUCAUGUGGGAAUGGAUAUUCUGCAGAGUUUGGAAAAAUAUACAAAAGCAAAGUGUGGCUAUGCCACAUUACACCACGUUGUGGAGAAGACAAAGGAAGAUCGAAUGGAGAGCUUUUUUCUCAGUGAAACAUGUAAAUACCUGUACCUGUUGUUUGAUGAAGAGAAUCCACUGCAUAAAUCUGGAAAUAAGUAUAUGUUUACUACUGAGGGGCAUGUUGUGUCUGUGGAUGAACGUUUUCGUAACUCACUGUGGCAAGACAUCCUCCCUGAAGAAGAGGACAGAGCAGAAAAAAUUAAACCUAACGAAUUGAAGGCAGUCAACUUCAGCUCUAACUGUAACAGAGUUCCUGAUGAGAGGAGAUACUUGCUGCCAUUGAAGAGUAACUACAUGAGACAGAUUGAUCGAAUGGUGGGCUUGAUCUGAAUCAUUCUUCAGAGUAACUUCUACUGUAUGUCAAGAGGAGCAUGGGAUUUGGCUGUAGUCAUUCCUCUCCUCUUCAGCUACAUACCUGCAUAUGCUGAGUCACUUGGGUAUCCCCCAUGCUUCUUAGUUUGUAAUCAUGGACAUGAAGGGAGAUCGAGUUCUCCUUCGAGUUCUGUCUUCUGGACUGUGGUAACUCCAUGUGCCACCUGAAUAGAGAUUUCUUGUUUUAAGACUUCCUAUGAAAAAUGCUUGUUGCAAAUGAAGGCUGAAUAUACUUUAAAAGACAAAAAAAAAAAAAAAAAAAAAGAAGAAAAUUGGCACAUGCCGCUUAGCUACCUCUUUGUAGCUGUAUUACAAAUGUCCCUUUAGAAAAGGGUCUAGUAUUUAAUUUGAAAUGAUUUUGGGAUUGGGGAAGGAAUGGGAAAGUGCAAUUUCUUACACCAAGUUUAAUCAUUGAAUUAUUCUGACUAGCAAUACGCAACCUUAAGUACUACUCAGGUAGCAACCCACUGGUAAUGGGUUUUGCUGAAACAAAAACGGUCUAUCUGGAAUAGUUUCUUGAAAAGAGAACUCCCGAUCAUAUAAAAAGCUGUCAGUAUAGCCAUGAUGUCCCUUAUAUACACAGUUGUGUGGAACUGCAUGGUCACGAGAGCCUGUAGCUACAGAAACCAGUAAUAAAACAUAUCAGGUGCCUUUUUUUGUAAGGGAAUGGGGGGGAGGGAAGGGGAAACUGCAAAGCCACUCAGCUUUCCAAGCAGCUAACUUGAUAUAGCUUAGCUGAGCAGAAGUUCCAAAAGUUUUGUGGUUUGCCAUGUUUCUAGUGCCUUUUUGGGAAAGAUGCUGCUAAGAACUGGUAUAACAGUGCACGAAGAACAAACUAUUUUGCAUUCCUGACAGCAUUAAUAUGUCAGUGCCUUAAGUUUUCUUCACUAGCAGGAAAAACGGAGCUUGCUUGGGAAGAUGGAUAAAGUAUUUCUGAUUAGCUGGUUACAAAAUACAGCGGAUCCCAAAGUAACGUAAAAAGUAACUUGUGUAUGAAAUAAAUUCUUUUUUUUUUUUUUUUUUUUUUAAAUACUGGAAGGAUAUCAGCCUCUGUGCUCAUCCCAAAGAAUAUUUCUGGGCUGGAUUUAUUCUCUGUGUCAGUGUUAGUAAUGGGGCUGCCUCUGCAUCGCCCUGGGGAGGGAGUUAGCCAGGUCUGAGCCUGCAGUGGUGACUUCCCCUGCGCCCUGGCUGCAGCCGCUGUCGAUGCCGGCUGCGGUGCUGCGCUCUGCCUCCUGGUGAGGAACGGUGGGAGCCGGCCGUUGCUCCAUCCUGGCAUCCCGAAACGCAGCUCAGAUGGGUUUGGGGAAUUACUGGCUCUGGACUUGCAGGAAGAAAGCGGUUAAAUUUAGGCAGGGCUGUUGAGGGAUGAAAACAAACCGAGGCCAAAACAACUUAUUCUAAAUAUAACAGGGUUUUUUUUCAGUGGCUCCCCAUUGCUUACAUGCCUUUUACUUUUGACUACAGUUGGAGUAGUUGAAUGAUACUGUUGGGUUAAUUAUUUUUAAAUUAAGGCUUAAAUAUAAGGGCAAACUUGAUCUGCUGUUUUUUCACCUUCUUAUAACAACAUUGGUUUUCAUAAACCAUAUGUUGCGGCUCAGAACAUUUCUAACAAAUACAAAGUUAGCGCUGAAGAGGUUAUUGUUUGAAUCUUUUAGUAUACAGGUGCAACUCAGGGACUUCAUCGUAGAAUCUUCUAUUCCAUGAUAGUUGGAUCUUGUAUUCAGGCAAAAAAAAAAAAAAAAAAAAAUAAUCCUGUCUUCUUACUCUUAUUGUGUGUGUAUUAAGGGGGGGCAGAGGGCUGGAGCAGGGAGAAGGAAAUAUGUUAAGGUUUCCCAAAACACUGCAACAGAAUUGGUUGCCUCGAUGUUUGAGGCAGCUGGCAAUCCCAACUCCUGUAGAAUUGGCUUUGCAAACCUAUCACUGGAAUGUCUUAGUUCCCUGUUUCAAAGCAAAAUAUAGAUUCAAGGUGUUAAGAUCCAAAGAGGUAUCGGGAGAGGUUCGAGGUGUAGCUUCCUAACAGGUAAAUGUGGUCUGGGUGUGCAGGUACGAUUUGGUUUCUAGACAUGUAAAGGAGCGCAGGAGGGUGUGUAAAGGGGGCUGCUUUCCACCAGCCGAGGGAGGCAGAAAGCACAAAUGUCUGGGCUUUCUGAAAUGCUGCUGCCGGGCCAGACCUUCUGAAAUGAGAAGUGUAGCUCUGAAAUGAGAAGUGCUUGGUAGCCCUGGAAGCCAAACGCAGCGUUCCACAACUGGCCGUUUAAAAUUGUGGCGUAGCGGGUGCCGGGACAGUCGUUGCCUUGGCUGUCUCGGGGGCUGCUUCUGGUAAUGAUUUCUCCCCCAGCUCACAGUUUAGCUCCCUGAAUGUGCGUUACGUACUUUGCAAUCACCUCGCAGUUGUUUUGUGCCUUCUGAAGCACCUGAACCCCGGUGCGAGUUCCAGCAGAGUGUGAGGCCCAGAAAUCUGUUUCCGAGUUUUCCUCGGAGAAUUGCACGACUGUGAUGAAGUUGCCCAACUGUUCUGCCACUGUGCUUUAUCCCUCUUGGGGGGGUGCCAGAAUUAGAGCUGUGGGGUGGGAGCAGUAUGGGCAGGUAUUGCAGCCUUUCAGCCCUCAGUGACGUGGACUGUUAGUUACAGUGCCAAACAGGAUAUGGUCAGCUUCUCAUUAGAAACUGCAUUGAAAUUUGUGUUGCCAGGGUGACCUGACAGUCAUCUUUCCAUAGGAAUGGUUUUUAUUUACAAGGAGGACUGGUGCUGGCUACGUGGUAAAAGGCUUUGUAUUCUUCAAGAGGCCAAUUUUUCUUCCUUUUUGUUUUAAAAAUGCUUUGAUGCAUUUUUACUCUCUAAUGGCAGGGCACAUGUUAUGCACUAAAAUUAAAACGUUUGUAUAAAUCGAUGAUAUCAGAAUGAAAUUGAUAACACUGCUGGAAUAACUUGCUGAAACAGACUUUUGUAUUUCUUGGUAUAAUGUGCAAUAUCAAUUUUUCCAAAUUAAAAAUGCAAUGUAUGCUUAAUUGUUAUUCUUCCAUGAAGUAUUUAAUUGGGAAAGGGAAAUUUUUAAGAGGACCAAAUGCUCUUUCAUGAAAUGUCCUAAACUUUCAAAACUGAGCUUAAAUUUUACAAAUCUACAUUAAAAAAAUGGUGUAUUUGA